Molecule: messenger RNA, 1442 nt
Organism: Aspergillus fijiensis CBS 313.89
Lineage: Eukaryota; Fungi; Ascomycota; Eurotiomycetes; Eurotiales; Aspergillaceae
Exons: 1
Coding region: 1-1011 (336 amino acids)
Molecular function (GO): protein binding
Source: RefSeq, a predicted model, not a curated record
AUGGAUGAACAACCAACUAAUCCUCUAAUCAAACUGCCUAACGAACUGCAUCUGCAGUAUGCCUCCUACCUGGACGCUAGGACCCUCAGCCGACUGAGCCGGACGUGCAAGGAAUUGAAGAACAAGUUCAGCGAGGAGCUGGAGCGCGCCCACGAAGCCCACAAGUGGGCGCUCGCGACCGUCAACUACUGGGGGGGUGAGUGGGAGUCGCAAACGGCCGCCGACAUCGAAGCCAGGAUGCGGCAAGAUGACCAGGGGGCAUCAAUCGCGGUGGAAGCUCAUCCCAAAAGAUGGAAGCGGUACCCUCGGCUGUACCACGUCAUCAAACGGGGCCAGAUCGACCUGGUGCAGAACUAUCUGAAGGCCCGGGGCAAUCCCAACCUCCGAUUUGGGCUGGGGGCCAGGCCGAGUAUCAACAAGCCCCUGCUGCAUUGGGCGUUGUGCAUCGGGAACCGGGACGGACAUACGACGAUCGUCCGGCUCCUGCUCGAGCACGGCGCGGAUCCCAACCUGGACGAAACAGAUCGGAAGGAGGGGAUUCGAGGUGCCGGCACUGCGCUGGACUGGGUUGGGCGAGAGCACCGGUGUCUUUACUUCGAAGGCCAGUACCCCCAGCCCGGGGACGCGGAACGAACCAGGCUGGCCCUGGCCUACGGUGCAAGGGCCUCACUCUGUGAAACAAUCUACAGUCUAUAUCAGAUGGAGGAUGGCCCGGCCCUGGUGCAGAUGGCGGUCGUCAAUGGAACCGAUCUGAUGCAGCUGGGCUUCGAAUGGCACAAACUGCUCGGGACGCUGUUCUGGACGGACGCCACAAAUCGGUUCUCCGACGAGCAGGUAUGUGAGCUCUUGGCCCUCGAGCCCGAGCUAGUCACCUUGGUCACGGACGCAACGAGGGACGCCGUUCAGUAUAUCAGACAGCAUCGACCAACCCUUGCCGAGCGCCUGAUUCGGGAACCGAGCCCUUUUUACUGGCUGGCGAAUCUGUUUGAGGACUUAUAUCAUUAUAUCUAGACCGAUGUGCUUCACAAUUGGAGAUCCAUAUCAAAAGAAUAAGAGUGAUUGUAGAAGCCCGGUGUGAUAUGGAACAAACCAGGCUAUAUAUCAAUAUUAUCAUCUCGAAAGAACUUUCGAUUUUCCACUUUAACUGUACAUAGUGGCAUCGCAUCGACGCUGUUGUAUUUCAAAAGAAAAAAACAAUUAACAUUACCUCUGACCCGCUCCCUGCGCAUCCAGCUCAUAAACACGUUCGUUGCUCCCGGCCAGCUCGUGGCGUGUCAUAAGCUGCUCACUCUCCAAUUCGCUCGCCGCCGCUUCGCCCGACACCUCACUGACCGUACACCCCGAGGUGGGGAGUUCGGCCUUCUCCCAACUACCUGCAGCAACUGGCAGGCUUUCCUCCGUUUGAGACACAGCCCGACGCCGCCGUCGGAGGAAGAGAUACC